GCCGGGCGUGCGCCUUUUCUGACAACCAGGGCCUCCCAACCCUUACCCCCAACCCUCGCGGGGCUGUCACCAGAAUCACCACGCGUCCUGCAGACUGCAGCCUCGACCCGGGAGGGAGACAGCGACAUGGCGGCGGCCAAGCCCGAGAACCUCUCUCUGGUGGUGCACGGACCCGGAGACCUGCGCCUGGAGAACUAUCCGAUCCCUGAACCAGGACCAAAUGAAGUGCUGCUGAGGAUGCAUUCCGUUGGAAUCUGCGGCUCAGAUGUCCACUACUGGCAGCAUGGUCGAAUUGGGGAUUUUAUUGUGAAGAAGCCAAUGGUGCUGGGGCAUGAAGCUUCAGGAACAGUUGUAAAAGUGGGAUCAUUGGUAAAGCACCUAAAGCCAGGGGAUCGUGUUGCCAUCGAGCCAGGUGCUCUGCGAGAAAUGGAUGAAUUCUGCAAGAUUGGCCGAUACAAUCUGUCGCCAUCCAUCUUCUUCUGUGCUACGCCCCCUGAUGACGGGAACCUCUGCCGGUUCUAUAAGCACAACGCUGACUUCUGCUACAAGCUUCCUGACAAUGUCACCUUCGAGGAAGGGGCCCUGAUUGAGCCACUGUCUGUGGGGAUCCAUGCCUGCCGGCGAGCUGGAAUCACCCUGGGGAACAAGGUCUUUGUGUGUGGAGCUGGGCCAAUUGGACUGGUCACUUUGAUCGUGGCCAAGGCAAUGGGUGCAGCCCAAGUGGUGGUGACUGAUCUGUCUGCCACUCGGUUGUCUAAAGCCAAGGAAGUUGGGGCUGAUUUCGUCCUCCAGAUAUCCAAGGAGAGCCCUAAAGAAAUUGCCAGUAAAGUGGAAGAUCUGCUGGGGUGCAAGCCAGAAGUUACCAUCGAGUGCUCGGGGGUGGAGCUGUCCAUCCAGGCGGGCAUCUAUGCCACUCGUUCUGGUGGGACCCUGGUGCUCGUAGGACUGGGCUCUGAGAUGACCACUGUGCCCCUCGUGCACGCAGCCACCCGGGAGGUGGAUAUCAAGGGCGUGUUUCGAUAUUGCAACACGUGGCCGAUGGCGAUUUCAAUGCUUGCAUCCAAGUCUGUGAAUGUAAAGCCCUUAGUCACCCAUAGGUUUCCUCUGGAGAAAGCUCUGGAAGCCUUUGAAACAUCCAGAAAGGGAUUGGGGUUGAAAGUCAUGCUUAAGUGUGACCCCAAUGACCAGAAUCCCUAAUAUUAAUUGGGCUCUGCCCUCACCAUUUCCGCCCCCCCCCCACCCCCCAGUAUCUCCAGGCAGGGAUGGGCUUUGAAUACAGAAGUUUCUUUUGAGUAAUGAAAACAAUUCAUUAUAAGCAGAAAGCCUUACAUGGAGGAAUUGGUGUGCCUUAAAAACACAAGUAGGGACAGUUUGGGGGAAUUUGCAGCCAGAAUGACCUGUUCAUGCAGAGCAAAGUUCAGCAAGUAGAGCAGAGUUUGGUGUAGGUACUGGGAACUCCCCUUCUUCCUGGAGCGCCUGAGUUGAGUAAGGAAAGAAAUCUGCCCAUUGGGUUCCUGGUUCCACCACGACUGGCCAGGUGGGGAUGGGAGCUGAGUUAUGAAGAAAUAACUUUAUCAAGACUUAACUGGCCCAGAAAUUGAUUUUCAUGAAAAUCUCAGCUCAGGGUCUGGGAUGAAGCAUUCUCAGCAGUUUUAUAAUUUAGAGCACAGUGUUUCUAGACACAAGUGCUAUUUGGUUUGAUGAUAAAAGACUUUAAGGGACUGACCUUCCUGCAUCUAGGAUAAUUUUUAAAUCUAUCAAGAAAACAAAACAAUGCUGAAAUCCCUCAUAAGGUCCAACCAGCUUGCUUUCUCCAAAUGUAAAAAGAGCCAGGCAAGUUCUCAAUAUUGCUUAAAGAUCACCUUUUCUUGAAUUCCUAAGAGUUCUCUGUGACUUAAACUACCUUCCCAGCGCUCCCUACCCCCACCUGUCUGCUUUCAGGGGCAGUCCCUGAGGGCUCCUUUGUCACCAGACAACGGGGGAGGGGUCCUCACAGGAUUUGCCCCCAAAGUGUCUGGCCAGUGCACCCGUCUUCCCACCCCACAGGGUUAGCAUUCCUUUCACAUUCACUGAUGAUAGACAAUUCCAUUUAAUCCUGGUAAUUAUAAACAGAAAGCCUUCCUCCUCACAGCCUGUUAAAUAAAGCUCUUGGUAUCUUUCUGUUUGAAUGAUCUCUCCAAUCUUGUUUUGAUCAUGGGGUUUUCUUGUGUAAGAUUUGGGUCCAAAUCACUUUUUGCCCAUUUGUGACUUUGAGACUAUUGGUCAGGAAUGAGGAUAUUGUAGCUGUGACCUAACUUGGGCUGCAGCCUUUUAAUCCUUCCCUUCAGCUGGGAGUGGAGGGUGAGUUUGAAGAGGUGCUGGCUUUCUUGUGACUGGGGCAGGCCAUGAUCGCUGCUUGGAAUUCCUCAAACUGCUUUGGGUAAUAAAUUGUGCUUGUGGUACCUGACUGUUGCCACCUGUUUGUGCCCCUUUGUAGGGAGGAAUGGACUCUGGCUACCCAUUUAACAAAGGGAAGGACCCAGGAUUUUUGAAAGCGACACAUUUUCUGCAUCAAAUAGAAUUUCAUUAACUUGGAAAUUUAUGUUCAUGAUCUCUAAUCCUCACAGCAAGCCAGAUACAUCAGAUUAUUUUACAGCUAAGGAAAUAGAGACAUCAAGGAAUUUGCUCAAGGUCACCCACUGCUUUUCCUGUCUCAUGUUCUCUCUGGAGGAAGGGGGCGAGUUUUGAGACUUCUGUGCACACUCAGCAGCCACAGAGCCCACUUGUACUUUCUUCUCUGUGUUCCGCUUAGCUCCAGGGGCAGACUUGCCAGCUGCCUCCUCUUAACUCCUUCUAGCUCUGGUGCCCAGAGUUCCUUGAAUGAGGAAUGAGAAGGCCUUCCCCUUCUAGAUGGAAGGCUUCCAACAGAAAUGCUCCUGAGGGAGGUGGGUUCACUGUUAAAUUCACAAGUAGCCACUUUUCCUUUGAUUGUGGUUUAUUGGAGGGAAAGGACCCCUGAAACUGAGAAGGACUUAGGAGCUACAGAGGGGACCCUGGGAAGGUGGGGCUACCAAGGACAAAGGCAUGGGUGACCUAUCUCACAAUUGUGAUUUGGCUGGAUCUUCUAAGUCCAGCGUUGCUUGGUGUGUUGGCUGGGCUUUGUGCUGCUGCCACCAGGGCAGUGAUGAAGUGAAUGACCUGAUGGAAAGUGGCCGUUCAGACAAUACUUCCCAUUGCCAAAUCCCCUCACUACUCUUAAGCCACUAGACAGUUUCACAGCUCCCAAGCAGGGGCAGCGAGGGUGAUAGGAGAGGAGGGGCUGUGGGUGGGCUGCCCACUCAGUGAGUCCUCUGGGUGGUGAGAGGGCCCAAGCUGGUAUUACUGAGCUGUGCCUGGCUCCCUCACCUCUGCGGCCUUGUUGAAAUGUUCCCCACUGCCAUUUGGAAGGAAUUGCAGGAAGCCCAGGCAUUGAUUCUUCAGCCGUCUCCACUUAGUGCUCAAUAAAUAUUGAUUAACUCAGUGAAUCAGUCCUGGAACCAGGAAUAUGGCCCUGUCGGCCUCUGUGCUCACUAGUGCCUGGCACCUUGUUGGCUUUCAAUCAACAGAGGACCCCACCCAGCUGGCACUCCCAACACUAGGGUGGGGUGUGUGGGUGGAGAGCUGUGAAGAAGGACCCUGAAGGCAGGCUGGAGGGUGGAAGGGGGAGGCUAGCCCAUGGGCCCUAAAGGAGAAAAGUGGACACAGCUCCAGCAACUUCUCUUGACAUCCACCUUUGGCUACAGUGAAGUCACUCUAUGUUAAUGUGGAGUCACUUCUGGACCGCCAAUCCCUGGUUCUCAAGCCACCCCAGGCUCACUUCUCUGUACACAGUCCUGCUUCUUCCUUCUUGGCUCCUAUUUUUCUCCCUUUAGGAGAGCAGUGGGGGCAUGUGGGGAAAUUGCUUGGACCAGAAAUUCAAAGUGUUGGAAGCAAAUAGGAUUUAUUAGGUAUUUGUUUUCCCAGAACUGUCCUCUGUCCAUGAUCUCAGCCUAGCUUGGAAUACAGAAGGCCCACUAAGGGACCCACAUCCCCGGGUAGCAGGCAAAUCUCUACCGCCCCUACCCCAACUCACAUAGCCAAAUCCCAGAGAGUUCAGAGAGGAGCAGCAUGAGGAAAGGGUGGCAGGGAAGUGGCUUGGCUUGGAGCUCAUCUGCAGGAAGUACCUUCAAGACAGCAGCAUGUGUUCUCUGGUGCAGUGGCUGCCUUGUCGCAGCUGCAAGCUGUGCUCCAACUGUCUCUGACCCCCACUCUCAGCACCCCUCUCGUAAAACCCUGGUGGAGUCAGGCACUGAGCUCCUUCUCCAGGUGCCUGAUGGUGUUCCUGCCGAGAGAUUGCUUGGUGGAUCUUAAUCGUCGGUGGGGGUGGUGGGAUUGGGGAGUAGCCUCUGUCUUCAGGGUCUUGGACCCAUCAAGCCUACGAGAGACAGCACCUCAUAAAGGGUUUGAUGCCAGGAUUCCUGGGUACUUUCUCUCUUUUUUUUUAAUUUUUCGUUUUUAUUUAAAUUACAGUUACUUAGCAUACAGUGUAAUAGUAACUUCAGGUGUACAAUAUCGUGAUUCAACACUUCCCAUACAACACUCGGUGUGGGAACACUACAACACUUUCUAAUCCUGAGCCCAUCACAAACUCACUGCGGUUUUCCCAGUCAGUUCCCUAGUCCGAGUCUGAGUUUCCUCCCUUUUUAAUAGAGGAGUGGGCCAGACGACCUCAAGGCCUCUAUCAUCACUGAUAUUGUCACCAUAGACCUAAUCUUUAUGGCCCAUCUGCUUGUACUCACUGACCUUUGUCCUACAUUUUCCCUUAAGCUCUUUCCAGUUUAUCUCUCAACUUUGCCAAAAGACCGUAGCAUCCUAUAACGGAAGCCAAAACUACUCAAGCAAUAAAGACUGCCCUGAUAAGACCCAGCCAGCCCAGACCACACAGACCAGUUUCAGCUAAAGCCCCCACUCGAGCCUGCACAAAUGAACCAUGGAGUGACCUCUGGAAUGACUGGCAAUCACCUUUACCUCACUCCUCCUUUACAUAACAUACAAUAUGUGUAUAGGCAUGUUUCUUAAGGCACAUGUUCAACCUUAUGCCUGUCUCUACGUAUGAUGCACCAAGACCCCCUUUUAAAAUAUUCAUCCUAACCAUAAAUAAAAGGAAUUCAUCCACCCUUGCUUGGGGAGUUACGGCUUUGGAAGUUAUUCCCCUUAAGUUCCUUAUUUGCUGCAAAUAAGUAUUACGUUGUGCAACAAUUCACCUGGCAUUUCUAUCUACGACUUAUCAAGGAGUGAACUCCUAUCAGUUUAGUUAUGAUAUUAUACAGGGUUCCCAUCAUCCCAAGGCCCUGAGGAAAGAGGACACCUAGGGGGGUGGUCCUUGGGGUGGAGGUGUGAGGGGCCUUCUUGGGUUUCAGUGCCAGUCCUGUGUAUGCAUCUGUGUGUGUAAGGAAGUCGCCUGAGGGAGGGGAGGUGAGAGGAAGCUGGGGGUGAGGAAGCUGCCUGUGGAAACACCUACAUCCUGGCCAUCACCUUGUCCUGUUGCUUGGCCUCGGGCUCCCAUGUAUAGUCCUGAAGGGGACUGUGUAACCCAGAGUUGGGCCCUGGGAGGUCUGGCUCCAUCACUGACUUCCCUGCUGGUGGUCAAUGAUUGGCCUUUCUGUGCUCUGCAUAGGACUGGAGGCAGAAACACAGCCUAGCAGUGGGGGAUAGAUGGAUGGGGGACCCCAGCAAUCCAUCCAGAGUGAGGAGGGAGCUGUGGGAAGAAGGUGGGCCUGGGCCAAAAGUGGGCCUAUUCUGGGCACAGCACCACGGAGGCACAGUCAGGAUGCAGCUCCCUUGGGACCAGCUCCAGCCUUCAGGAGGUGCUAAAGCCACAUGUGCCCUGCCCAGACCUCACAGGCUUUCUGUGUACCGGCCACCAGCUCCCUGGUCCUGGAGGCCUCUCCCACAGACCUACCUCUGCACCUCCUCCCUGCAGGCAUCCCAAGUGGCUCAACUGUUCAGUUGCUUGGCAGAGCCCUUGUCACCAGGAGAUAAUGGUAUCUGUACUUUUCCUUAUCACACAGGUUUGCAUUGUUAAGAAAGUAAAAGCAGAUAAGUAAAAAGAAGAGAAAAUCAGCAUAAUCUGUUCUCCAAGGAUACUAAUAAGUUGGAGAACUUCCUUCCAGCUUUCCUCUGUGUGGCUCUAUACAUAUAAAGCAUGCACGUGCAUUUAUAAUCAGAAAUGGGAAUGUACUUUACCUACUUUCCUCCCCCAUUUUCCCCCAUAACAGAUUAGCACUUUAUUUAACAAUCACAAUUCCCUCUUUUUUUUUUUUUAACAUUUAUUCAUUUUUGAGAGACAGAGAGAGUGUAAGCAGGGUAAGGACAGAGAGGGAGACACAGAAUCCUAAGCAGGCUCCAGGCUCUGAGCUGUCAGCACAGAACCCGACGUGGGGCUCAAACCCACGAACCACGACAUCAUGCCCUGAGCCGAAGUCGGGCGCUUAACCGACUGAGCCACCCAGGCACGCCCAUAACUCCCUCUUAACAACAACAAAAAAACAGGGUUAAUGGAGGGAGGUGGGCAGGGCAUGGACUAUAUGGGUGAUAGGUACUAAGGAGGGCACUUAGGAUGAGCACUGGGUGUUACAUGUAAGUGAUGAAUCACUGAAUUUUACUCCUGAACCCAAUAUUGCACUGUAUGCUAACUAGAAUAUAAAAAAAAUUUGAAAAAAAUAAAUACAAAAUGAACAAAUAAAUCUGAUGAAAUGGAAAAACAACAAAACAAAAACAAUCACAAUUCUCAUUGAUGAGUAACAGUAAUUGAUGAAUUAACAGUAAUUGCUUUAUACCAUCCAACACUCCAUCAAUCCAAGAGCAACUUUCCCUAAUUAUCUAAAAGAAAAA
This is a messenger RNA of Acinonyx jubatus (cheetah), 6891 nucleotides long. RefSeq names its product sorbitol dehydrogenase (gene SORD). The transcript is spliced from 9 exons. Bases 127 to 1197 code for a protein of 356 amino acids. Gene Ontology annotation, molecular function: L-iditol 2-dehydrogenase (NAD+) activity; zinc ion binding. NCBI's taxonomy places the organism in Eukaryota, Metazoa, Chordata, Mammalia, Carnivora, Felidae. The record is from RefSeq and is a predicted model, not a curated record. Gene Ontology annotation, biological process: D-sorbitol catabolic process.